Mycena citricolor is the source of this 553-nucleotide messenger RNA. NCBI's taxonomy places the organism in Eukaryota, Fungi, Basidiomycota, Agaricomycetes, Agaricales, Mycenaceae. The record is from the annotation of a GenBank genome assembly.
AACUGAAUUUUCCGCUCGGACAUACCCCGAUGGCCACCGUCCACGCGCGCGCCUCGCUGCGUCGAUACAGCACGGGUCCCGCCUUUCCCCGCGGCUCAAAAAUCUACAAGUCACAAGCACGCCUCCGCAUGGCGCUCCCGUGCCCGCUGAAGAAGACCGCAAGCUCACGCACUUCAAAAUCACGCUCCGCCGGUCCGCAAUUUCUCUCGGGGAGAAGAAGCAGGGGACGCUUGCUGCGCUUGGGCUCAAGCGGCGUCACCAGACCGUCUUCCACCCCCACAAGCCUGACAUUGCGGGGAAAAUCUUGGCUGUGAAAGAGUUGGUCGAGGUCGUGAAUGUGCCCGAGUCCGCGGUCAGGACGAAGGAGGAACAGCGGAACGAGCGGAAAGCACCCAAAGGAUAUGAAGUCGUCGGGACUCGUUUGGGGAGCUUGGAAGGGAUUUAGAGCAGGGAUUCCCUAGCAGUCGCACGGACGUGCGCGCCUUUGAGCGUGGAUGCGUUGCACGGUUCAAACGGUCUCUGAAUGACCAAUGUACAUCACUUCAUCAUGCAU